Sus scrofa (pig) is the source of this 9088-nucleotide messenger RNA. NCBI's taxonomy places the organism in Eukaryota, Metazoa, Chordata, Mammalia, Artiodactyla, Suidae. The record is from RefSeq and is a predicted model, not a curated record.
GAUUCGUUAACCACUGUGCCACAACGGGAACGCCCUUUUUGGAAAUAUUUAUAUGUUCAUCUUGAUCCCUAUUAACAGUUGUUCUUUGCCUGACUGCACAUUAGAAUCACUUAGUGCUUUAAAAUGCAAUGCUCCCGCCAUACCCUAGAUCAAUUAAAUCAGGAUUUCUGGGGCUGAGACACCGACAUCAAUGUUUUUGAAAGUCCUCAGGUGAUUCCAAGAUGGCAGCCAGCAAAUUGAGAACAGCUUCCUUUUCACUGCCUGAGAGCUUUUAUUUAUUCCUGUGAGUGGUUAGUGACCUGUGAUUUGUAAAACAUUCUAGAUGAAUCACAAAAAGAAGUAGUCAUUGUAAGUUGUCAGAAAGCAGUAGUUGUUCAAGUGAUUAAUAAAGAAAAGAAUCAUGGCUUCUUUAGAGUGGUAAUUCUCAAAACUGAAGGAGUAGUCUGAGUACUUCUAGGAAGAGGAGAAGCCAAAAAGAUUCCUAUGAGUAGCAAAAGAAAAUGGGUUUGAAGCCUAAAAAAACCUGUAUCAAAUCCCAGUGGUGGCAAUUUCACUAUAUGCCACAAUAAAUAACUAGACUUCUCUGAGUCUCAGUUUCUUCAUCUAUAAAAUUGUAUAACACUUUUGUUGUAAGGACAUUAUGAAAUUAAUAUAAACAAGCUAUAUUAGGCAUCUUCUAUAGUUUCUAGGACUGCAGUAGGUGUUCUAUAAAGGUUAUUUCCAAUUUUCCUUCUCUCUCAUCCCUAUGCCUUCCCUAUUCCCUGUUCCUUAUAAUUCAUUAAUUGAGUUUAUUCAAUUUAAAUUAAUCCACCAUUGCUGAGUGGGCCAUUUGAAAUCUGCCCUGUUGAUGCAGCCUGACUGAUACUGUGGUGGACCAGUUUCUGAUGAUUGUCACUCUGGUCCUCAAAACACCUGCCGUCUUGAAGUCAGAUAAAAAUGAGCUGAAACCGUCUUCAGAAUUCCCAAACUUGUUUUCCUAGAACUCUAGUGUCUCAUAAAAUCGUAUUUCAUGCGCCACACACAUAAAAAGCUCUACAGUCCAAAAAAAUAGGGAAGAGUAGUUUACCAUGUUCUUUCUCUUACAGUGAAAAGUAGCAUACUUAAGCUUCAGAGAAGUUCUGCAAUUGAGAUGUGCUUUAAACCAGAAUAUCACAAUUUUAUUUGACCACCCUAUGCCAUGGGGAUAGCCAUUAACAGCUUUAGUGCGCUAAGUCCAAGGGUGUAGCUGAGAAAUACUGUUGAAUGAUAUUGUGGAUGACUAGUCAAUAGCCUGAAAACCAAUUUCAACAACUUUCUCCUCCUUGUCAUUGGAAGGGAGCCCAUCCCCAGCAACCCCAAUCAAGAGAAGAAGCCUAAAAGUUGUGUGUGUUUGGGGAAUGGAGGAAGCUUAAAGUAAAUUCUGAGAUGAAAUGUUAAAAGAGGUUUAAAGUGUUAUCAGGAUUGUGACUACUUCUUAUGUUUCUGGAUUUUCUUUUAAUAAUUUUAAUAUAUUAUCUGUAAACACUGUAUCUACUAUUGUGCCUGGCAAAACAACCUCUCUAUAAGGCAAAACUUAUACAGUGAAUUAACUGUUUUCUCAUUUUUCAGACUAAAAAAUGGGAAAUGAAGAUAGUAUAAAAGAGAAGAUAUAGAAUCUAAAAAGGUGCAGAAUAUCUUUUUCGGAAGUUUCCCCUUUUUUUGUUGAUGAUUGCUCAGCAGUUGGCUGUGAUUUUGGUGUUUUCAUGAGCGGAGGCAUCCAUUUCUGCAGCUAUAUCAAUGUUUUAAAAACACAUAAAAAUGGAUUUCUCAAACUCAUCUUAUCAAAACUCGACCUCGGAAGAACUGUUAAACAGAAUGCCAGCCAAAAUUCUGGUGUCCUUCAUUCUCUCCGGGUUGGCACUGAUGACAACGACCAUCAACUCCCUUGUGAUAGCUGCAAUUAUUGUGACCCGAAAGCUGCACCACCCAGCCAACUACUUAAUUUGCUCCCUUGCAGUCACAGACUUCCUUGUAGCUGUCCUGGUGAUGCCUUUCAGCAUUGUGUAUAUUGUGAGAGAGAGUUGGAUUAUGGGACAAGUGGUCUGCGACAUUUGGCUGAGUGUUGACAUUACAUGCUGCACAUGCUCCAUCUUGCAUCUCUCUGCUAUAGCUUUGGAUCGGUACCGUGCAAUCACAGAUGCUGUUGAGUAUGCCCGGAAAAGAACUCCCAAGCAGGCUGGCAUUAUGAUUACCAUAGUAUGGAUUAUAUCUAUUUUUAUCUCUAUGCCUCCUCUAUUCUGGAGGCACCAAGGAACUAGCCGAGAUGAUGAGUGCAUCAUCAAACACGACCACAUUGUUUCCACUAUUUACUCAACAUUUGGAGCUUUCUAUAUCCCAUUAACUUUAAUUUUGAUCCUCUACUACAAAAUAUAUAAAGCAGCAAAGACAUUGUAUCACAAGAGACAAGCAAGUAGGAUUGCCAAGGAGGAACUGAAUGGCCAAGUUCUUUUGGAGAGUGGUGAGAAAAGCAGUAGACUGGUCUCCACCCCAUACAUGCUAGAAAAGUCUUUAUCUGACCCAUCAACAGACUUUGAUAAAAUUCAUAGCACAGUGAAAAGUCCCAGGUCUGAAUUCAGGCAUGAGAGAUCUUGGAGAAGGCAAAAGAUCUCAGGCACAAGAGAACGCAAAGCAGCCACUACCCUGGGUUUAAUCUUGGGUGCAUUUGUAAUAUGUUGGCUUCCUUUUUUUGUAAAAGAAUUAGUUGUUAAUGUCUGUGAAAAGUGUAAAAUUUCUGAAGAAAUGUCAAAUUUUUUGACAUGGCUUGGAUAUCUCAAUUCCCUCAUAAACCCGAUGAUUUAUACAAUCUUUAAUGAAGACUUCAAGAAAGCAUUCCAAAAACUUGUGCGAUGUCGGUGUUAGUUUAAAGAAAAUUUAUUAUGAAAAGGUUGGGGUUCUUUUGACAUGAAGUAACUAAGUGAAUACUAAAUAAUAAAGCAUUUAAACUUUUAGAAGGAAAUAAUUAAAGCUGCUAAGAUGAUAAUAGUAUAAUUUAUAUUUUAAUAGCAACAUGCAUAUAAAAUGUAUUGAUUUAGAGACUUCCUUUGACCAUCAUCAUAGAUUAUGUAAAAUUAGAAAGUAACUUAUUGUUUAUAAGCAAUAUUUUGCCUAUGCAAUGUCCCUAAAAAGCUAACUGGAAAAAUAAUAAUAUAUAUAUAUAUAUAAUUAAUAACAGUGAUUUUCCAGGUUUUUUUACAACAACUAUAGAAGAAUUUUCAAUUAGGAACAUACCUCCAUCAAAAAUUUCUGUAUAAUCCUAUUGUUUUAUUAUAUGAUUUUCUUAAUUUAUAGAAAAGAUUUAAUUUACCACAAAGCACACAUUUCUCCUACCUAACCACUUUAGUCCUCUCUCCAUCUUACCCUGGGUAUACUGGAGAAGGGAAGGAGCUAGAAAAGAUUCUUACUCAGUAUGACUGGAGGAAAUGUAAAAGCCAGAGGUUAAUAUUGUCUUUGCAUUUAGAGAGUAAUCAUAAAAUGUGUUAGGUACAGCAAAAUAAUUCUGGAUACUGACCCUGUGCAUAUUUAACAUAUUCUUUUUGUUUAAUAUGAAUUCCUAGAAGAAUAUUUUCUUAAUCAUACAUUAUCAACAUUUGAAAUCAAAGCCUUACCCUAAUAGAAAUAACUCAGGGAGGAUCCAGGGGGAGGUGUUCUAAUUUAUUAUGCUUAGGAAUCAAAUUUAAGGCACUAAAUAAGUACCCUAGGUUAGCCGCCAUAAAUGUUAUAUGCUUAUAUUUUUUUAAAUAUGUAUUUCAUUUCUGUUAAUGUUAAUGAGCUCAGUUGCAAACUAAAAUGCCUCUGGAACUUUGCACUUCGGCAGCUCCAUAGCUUCAAUUUAAACAUUAUUUCCCUUUUAUUAGAGAGAAUGUGGUAGGAAUUCUUAGAACUUUCCACUAACUUCAAAACUCAAGUUUUCCAAUUGGUAGAAAUGAACAGGCAAAGAUUCUUAUUAUACUGAUUAUAUAUGUAUAUAUUACAUUUCAUAUAUAUGUGUGUGUGUGUGUGUGUGUGUGUGUGUAUCCGUUAGUCACUCUAAAAGUUCAGUGUGCCAAAGCAAUAAGUUUAUCUUCCAUAUUUAUCUAGGAAUUUGAAAACAGAAUCUUCUAACAAGAUUUCAUUCCAUUUGAACCAUCAAGGUCAUACACCACCUUUUAAGCCUACCAUUAACCAAAAUCAUUUGGAAAACAACACAUCCCUUCUUUUAUUUUAAGCUGCACCUUUAUGAGUAUUCUAAACAUUCUUUCCCAGUGGCAUGCCUAAGAGUACAUUACAUUCAUUUUUUUGUAUCAGUGACACAUUACUCUCAAUCUAAUAUUUACAGAAUUCUAAUUUUAUAUGAGGCAUUAAGAUGUACUAUAUAGAAGAUACAGGAAAUAAUAAAAUACUGUUUCUUCCUUUAACAUGUUACAAUCUAAAAGGUGAAGCAGACAACAAAAAAUGAACACUGUAACAGAGAAAACAGUGACUGGCAUGGAGUUAUAUACUUUGUUAUGAUGACUCAAAGGAAAAACUGAUCAAUUUUCAAAGAAAAAAAACAGGAAAAUUUAAUAAAGAAUAUGUCUAAAAUAGUACUAAAUAAACAGCAUUUGAGCAAGAGAAAUGUAAGAGCAUACUCCCAGUAGUGGUAACAAAGAUUGCAAAUAGUAUCCUACAACUAUUUGGUGAGGCAUGAUCAUGAAAUAACUAUGAAUUUGGCAGCUAUUUAGAACAAUAAAAAAGAUUAAAAGAGAAAUUGGCCAUUUGUGUGGCCAACUUUGAAUGUCAGAAAAGUCUAGGAGUUCCUGUUGUGUUUCAGCGGGUUAAAAACCUGCCAUAAUGUCCCUGAAGAUUCGGUUUGAUCCCUGGCCUUGCUCAGUGAGUUAAGGAUCCAGUGUUGCUGCAAGCUGCAUCAUAGGUCACAGAUGCAGUUCAGAUCCAGCAUUGCUGUGGCCGGGUAUAGGCCAGCAGUCGCAGCUCAUAUUCAACCCCUAGCCUAGGAAAUUCCAUAUGCCCCAGAUGCGGCCACAAAAAGAAAAAAAGUAAAAGAAGUCUAAGGACAGUUUGGUUGUUGUCUGUCAGUAAGUGGUCACUGAUGCUUUUUAGUAGAAAUUUAGAGUAAUUCUAAAAAAAAUUCUGGAUUUGAACAGAGAGAGUUCUGUAAGUAAUAACUUCUAGUUAGAAAGCAAAUCAUUAAUCUGGGCAAGGGUGAUAAAAUCCUGAACUUGAUUCUGGCAUUGGGAAUGUAAAGGAAGAAACAAAGGAGAGAGAGUGCUGAGGUAGAAUCUACAGGUUAGCAAAUAUGUUAGUAAGCAGACAGACAGACAGAGAGACAUGAGUCACUGAGCCAACUUGCUCUCAACUGAAAUGAGGAACUCAAGAGAAGGAGCCUGUUGGUGCAAUGAUGCCUUCUGUUUGGGUACACAAAGGACAUAAAGAUAUCCACCUGGGCAGUUUUAGCCCCCCAAAAACUAACAGAUAGAAGAGACUUAUCUAAGGCUCCUGCCACCACUUGCAUCCUCUUCUCUGUAUUUCCCAGAGCCUUUGUGUUGGUUUGACAGUCCAAAGUCAUUCUCUACUUAUUUCUCUUUUUUCUUCUCACCAUUUGAUUCAAUUUGAUUCUGUGACUUACCUAUCCAAAGGCCUUACUAAAGUUAAAAUAAUAGGUUACAUGAAUUUAUUUAUACCCACCUCAAAAAUUUAUAUAUUUAUAUUAGAGACCUUUAAAAGAUGCAGCCGUCAACCCAAAGGAACAAAUCUCAAGGAGGGUGAGACGCACCCAAAUGCACAUCCUCCCCUCUACUCUGAGUUGGAUUGAAGUUCAAAUCUAGGAAAAUAAUACUUUAAGUGACAGGGAAGUCAAAUUCUUCUUUAGAACUCUGAGGAGAAUCAGGUUUACUAUUUCUGUGUGUAUGAAGCAUUUUUUUUUUUAAUCCAAGGGGGUCACAAUACAUUCAGUAACUAUAGUUUUAUCUAUGUGUUUACCCCACAUGUUGAAGAUAGAUUAUGCCAUUCUUCGUAAAUUAGUAUGAGUUAUUGCUCUUUAAUACCUUUAAAUGGUAGGUAUAUAUGGGCUAAUAAUCUGCAAUUUGUACUUUUUAAAAAAAUUUACAAAGAACAGAUUGCAUAUAACAUGAUAUACUUCCCUGAAUACAUAGGAUUUAUUCUCUCAGUGAAGUCUCCAAGUUAUUAAAAGCUGAAGGUUUCUACAUAAGAAAAUAUAUGUUCACAUCCAUAACAAAUGUAAUAACAUAAUAAUUCAUAUAUUUAACUGAUAAGGUAGAAGAAAAUAAUAUGAAUAUCGUGGAAAGUGGCUAAAUAUUAGAUAAUGAAAGUUAACUUCCUGCUGCAAUUUUAACUAUAUCAGGGCCAGAAAAAUAAGUGGAGGGUUUGUUUUUGCUCUACUUCCUUUAAAUAUUUUCAAAUGAAGGCGGUAUAAAAGGCAAGAUCAAAACACCAAAGAAAGGAAGUCAAACUACUAAAUACUAAGUUUAGUCCAAUACUUAUCAUUUGGCAUAGCUAUGUACAAAUCAUAUUUGAAAAUCCACUUCUGUUUGUGAAACAAUGGUCUUUUUUAUAGGACUGAUGUGAGAAUAUGGAUUGCCCAUCUAAACUGUUUGUUUUGUUUUGUUUCACAUUAGAUCUCAGGGUCAAGUCCAUAGCAUAAAUGGUUUAUCCAGGUACUGGCUGUUGAUGGGUUGGCUCUUAAGUAGGACCAGUUUCCAUUGUGAAUCUCCAAAGCCAGUCUUCCUUUCCCUUUUCUGGUGAACUUGAUUCACUUCCACCCUCACCACUACCCACACCUGGGGCUCUAGGUUAUAAAAGUUCCCUGCUUGCAAAUGAAGAAAAGCUUCUUUUGGACCCACUUGCAAAUUCUUCUAACAGUCCCAAGAUUUAAAAUUUCUUAGCAGAGUAUAAUCCCCAUAUUCUCAGGGCAAUCUUAAACUGGCCCCUCUGUAUCAAAAAGAAAUGGAGAAUUAAUUGGAAGCCAGUUACUAGGAAAUGUGCUGACUUGCUCCACCAAAUAUAAUGAAAGUGGGAGUGGUUAUACUCUUCCUGCUGACAUGCUUUCCUCUACCUCCAGGAGUGAAUAGCUUCUUCAUGAAUUUUUUGACUUACAGUCAGGAAAUAAGGUUUACUGUAUUGUAGUAGAACAGAAACUUGAAGGAUUUUCCUUAAUAUAUCCUAAAUCCUUCAAAGAUAAUCCUGCUCAGUUCAAAGUGUAUCCACAUAAAAUUGUUUCAGAAAAUGUUUCUAAUACCCUCCUAAUAACCAAGAUGCUUAUAUUCAAAUGUUUAUUUUGCCAUAAAAUAUUUUUGAAGACAAGUUAAUAUUUCUGUCAUGAAUAAAGUAAUAUUUUCUUAUGGCAUUGUGACUUUUCAUGAUCUUGAGAAUCAGUAUGCUUUCUCUCAUUAUUUAAAUGAGGAACUUGAGAGAGAUUUUCUAACAUUACAUUGUGUCUGAUUAUUGUUAAAGAAUAUUUUCUCUGCACAAAACAUGAUAGUACUUGAAGUCUACCUGAGUAAAAUUAAAAUUAAAAUUUUUCAAAGAAUUUGCACUCCCUGAUUAGGUCAGAAAUGAUAAAAAUCCUGAGAAAAAGAUUGUAUAAUAUUUUUAUCAACAAUAAAUCUUGUCAAAUUAGCCUUUCAGUAAAGUUUAUGUUUAGUCACAGUUUCAAUUUCUACCAUGGACAGUUUUCAUCUCUGCAAGGACAGUAAAAUGGUUUAUGUAGGCACAGUGAAGUUUGGCAUGUCUUUCUUCCUAUGUUCUCCAAUAACCUUUUCAUUAUAGCCUGUUAAUAUUCCUAAAUUACAUGCAAUGAAUAUUUAUUCCUAAAAAUUAUUAUAUUUUAUUUCAUACACUGCAUCAUUAAUUUUUAUAUAAUUAUAAUUGCAUUAUAUUGCCAGGUCUUGCUGCCUUAGAGUUUUCCCCACCCUAACUCUAUCAAUAAAAAAUUUUUAUUUUAUUACUAAAUUAAAAAUUUACAUUCCCCCAUGCACACACAAACAUUGACCAUUUUCCUCUUUGUGUUAGUUGACUUGGCUAGGAUUUGACUGGAUCUAUGACCUUAACUCUGUGCGUGUACAUGAUUUUGCAAAUGUUAGGAAGGACUGAAUUGGAAAAGUGAAAAGAUCUUCUUAGCAUAGCACACUCUUGAAGAUGAAGGAGAAAGGGGCGGUGGUUUCAGCAGGAAGGAAAGGAGUCAUUCAAAUUUGUGAUUUUUGAAACCAGUGUGCAUAAACAUCACCUGAGAUGCUGGUGACAAAGGCAGAUUCCAAAGACGAAAUCUCUGAGUCCUAAUUGGAGUCCCAGAAUCUGAAUCUUUAGCAGAGUUUUCUGGUUAUGCUAACAAAGGCAAACCUUAGAGCUUUUCUAGAGACCAUUGCUUGAAAGCUCCCAGCUAGCUAGUUAAGCAUUUUGUAGGACAUAGCUAUAGUAACUGAAAAUGAAAUUUCAUCACCAUUUCAUUCCAGUCAAAAAGCAAGAAAACUGCUUUGCUACUACAUGAGAAGUGCCUAAUGCAAAACUGAACAGAAGUAAAGAAUCACAUCCUCAUCAACACUGCCGAGUGGAUUAUAAAACAGUUAAAAGAUUUAAAAUCUAUUCUCAAUCAGUAUGUUAUUUAAAUUUUGUUAGGAUAAAGAAUAAAAGCUUUUCAUCACAUAUGCAGCAACAGUAUUUUUUUCUCUUUUUUUAAAAAAUUUUUAUUAUAGUUGAUUUACAAUCUUCUAUCAAUUUCUGCUAUACAGAAGAGUGGCCCAGCUACACAUAUACAUGCAUUCUUUUUAUCACAUUAUCCUCCAUCCUGUUCCAUCAUAAGUGAUUAGAAGCAACAAUUUAAGAGAGUAAAUAAAUCUAUAGAUGUGAAGUCAAAAAAGGCCAAAAGCAGAGUUCCUGUGGUGGCUCAGUGGUUAACGAACCAGAAUAGGAUCCAUGAGGAUGUGUGUUUGAUCCCUGACCUCAGUCAGUGGGUUAAGGAUCCAGCAUUGCCAUGUGCUGUGGUGUAGGUCACAGACAUAGCUCAGAACCAGUGUUGCUGUAGUUGUAGCUCCAAUUGGACCCCUAGCCUGAGAACCUCCACAUGCCGCAAAUGUGGUCC